AUGGACUCGGAUUCAGAAUAUGAGUAUGAAUAUGGGACGGAGACGGAGACCUUUUAUCUCAACUUGGAUUUGAGCUCCCACCACGGCGCAGUGCGACCACCCCGCCGUCGCGACCAAACUUCCACCCAGACUACAGACGACAAUGGCUAUAGCAACCCCCAAGAAGCCUUCACCCCGAUCGACACCACCGAGGGGGCUGCCCUCCCAGACGAGCGAAUCCAGAUCCUCGGUCUGCACACGUGCAACCCGGUGGUGUCGUACUACAAUCAAAUAUUCAGCUGCUCCUGGGCCGAUCAGAUCGGCACCGAACUAGUGUUUGCCAAUCCAGACACAGACCCUGAUAUGGACAACCACCCUACAGAGCCGUUGCACCGUGGCCCCUCCUACGAGCUUAUCGCCGCCAACAGCGCGAAGAUCCUCGGUCGGAAAGCCACACUCGCCUCAAGCUCGGGCAAAGGAACGGACACCGAAAGAACUUUAAACGCGGGUACAUCUGCAGAGGCGUCCUCUCAGGGUCCAGCAUACCAAGGCGUGCCCCGUCGAGCCGCGCCGACGCACCAGGCGCAGUUUAUUCAACGACUGCAGCAGAUCAAGACUGCCAAGGGAGAGACGGAUCCAGUUCGCACGGUCAUGAGUACAAAGCGCAACGUGAACAUUACUGACCGGCUGAGUGGCUGGGCCCGUACCGAGGCGCAGAUGGCCGAGAUCGAGCAACUCAACCAACGUGCUCUUCAAGGGGACCCAGACGCUCAGGCGACAUUAGAGCAGCUGAUUCAAGAGCUUAAUGCACCUGAGAAUUCUGGAUCGGAUGAGUCUAGUGAUGAGAGUUCUGCAUCUUGA
Penicillium canescens is the source of this 840-nucleotide messenger RNA. Its product is annotated as TFIIIC subunit 6 family protein. Lineage: Eukaryota; Fungi; Ascomycota; Eurotiomycetes; Eurotiales; Aspergillaceae. The record is from RefSeq and is a predicted model, not a curated record. The transcript is spliced from 2 exons. Bases 1 to 840 code for a protein of 279 amino acids.